This is a messenger RNA of Sardina pilchardus (European sardine), 847 nucleotides long. It is a transcript of the gene smim22, whose product is annotated as small integral membrane protein 22. The record is from RefSeq and is a predicted model, not a curated record. The transcript is spliced from 4 exons. Gene Ontology annotation, biological process: regulation of cell population proliferation. The coding region runs from base 268 to 516 and encodes 82 amino acids. Lineage: Eukaryota; Metazoa; Chordata; Actinopteri; Clupeiformes; Clupeidae.
AAGUAUUUGUGAGUGCUCAAAUUAAUUUUGGCUAUGGGUAGACCUUUUAAUGUGUGCACUUUCUACAAUAGGGCAGAUGAUCAAAGUUACAAUUUGAUUUAUUUCCUUUGGUUUAUUAUGUGACACCGACCUCUUUAAACCCAACUAGCAAUCUGCAAUCCCCUUUAUGGCCUAUGCAAAGUAGGUUACCGACAGGUGUGGUUCUGCCCGGAAAAAAAGGAAAGGAAAAAGGAGGAAGCAAACGGCAGUUUCAUUAACAGUACUACCAUGACUCCAAGAGAUCUCAAGGAUGAGUUCGAGGAUCAGUUCAAUGAUGUGGUCUCAAGAUUUCAAUCGAAAAAUCUGUUUCAGUCUGACUGGGACAUUGCCUCAUUCGCAAUGUUCUUUAUCUUCGUUGGUAUGAUUCUGUUACUUGUUCUUCUGGUUCUCAUCCGCUGCUGUUGUUGCUGCUGCUGUGAUGAGGAGAAGCCCCGCAGACAUAAAAUUGGGAUUGAUAAUAUGGGGAUGGAACCAUGACGAUCAUUCAACUGAAGAGAUCUUGCAACACAUGUUGCUACAAAAUUGAGCACUUUUAUACAUAUAAUCAUUAUUCUGCCUUAACAUGUGAAUGUGCACAUGUAUUUUUAACUGUUGAUUUUCAAAAUGUUUCCGCUUUUUACAUUGCUGUCUGAAGUCCAUGCUGUUGCCAAGUCACCGGUUGAGAUAAACAAAUGUGACUGACUCCUUUGUUGGCUCCUUAUAAAAGAAAACACAACUCAAAAAGCACUUCCUUACUGUUAUUCAUGCCAAUUUCACAAAACAUGCACAUGUAAAUAUAAUUAUUUAUAAUAAAUCAAAUAAAAUAAUG